This is a messenger RNA of Wallemia mellicola CBS 633.66, 945 nucleotides long. RefSeq names its product single hybrid motif-containing protein. The record is from RefSeq and is a predicted model, not a curated record. The coding region runs from base 1 to 945 and encodes 314 amino acids. The transcript is spliced from 6 exons. Gene Ontology annotation, molecular function: dihydrolipoyllysine-residue acetyltransferase activity. Gene Ontology annotation, cellular component: pyruvate dehydrogenase complex. Gene Ontology annotation, biological process: pyruvate decarboxylation to acetyl-CoA. NCBI's taxonomy places the organism in Eukaryota, Fungi, Basidiomycota, Wallemiomycetes, Wallemiales, Wallemiaceae.
AUGAGCUACCUUACAAGAACAGCCCUAGCAAAGGCGGUAGCCGCAUCAAACAGGACUGCUGCUAGGACGUUCACUACAACUAUCGUCAACAAUGAGCUCAAGAAGUUCGAUUUUCCAGCGAUGAGUCCUACAAUGACUGAAGGUGGUAUCGCCUCAUGGAAAAAGCAAGCCGGAGAGACAUUCAGUGCUGGCGAUGUUUUAUUAGAGAUUGAAACAGACAAAGCUACAAUCGACGUCGAAGCUCAGGAUGACGGUGUUGUCGCCAAAAUCAUUUUAAACGACGGUGCAAAGAAUAUUCCAGUCGGUGCACCAAUAGCUGUACUCGGAGAGGAAGGCGAUGAUUUAUCAGCCGCAGACGCCGUCGCACAGUCUGCUGAAACCGCACCUGAAACUACCCCAAAGGAGGAAUCCAAGGAGGAAGUCAAACCAGUAGAAACAUCAACCACAGCAUCAGAGCCUAAAGAUACUCACGUUGACUCACAAAAGCCACUCUUCCCUUCAGUUUCACGUUUACUCGUUGAAAAUGGCAUAUCUGACGCUGGCUCAAUUAAAGGUACAGGUAGACACGGUAUGCUCACACGUGGUGAUGUACUUGCUCAUUUGGGUAAGAUUGACAAUCCACGCGGUACAAUGAAGCAAGUUGUUGAUAAACAAGCCAAGGAGGCUGCAGAGUUUAAGCCAUUUGAGACCACAAAGAAGGCAGAUGCGCCAAAGAAGGAUGAAGGGCCAUUGGAUUAUGUCUCCAUCCGUAGCAUUAUUACAGCUGGAUUAUCAAAGAAAGUCGCACAAAACGCAGCUUUUGCAGCACCAAAGAGCGAAGAUUCCGCCUCAUUUGACGAAAUUAUCGCACCAUACCUCGAACAACCAAAACCAAAGGUUGAAACCUUGGAAAGAACCCCAGAAACACCAAAAAAGACUUCAGAUUACUUAGAUGGCUUGUACUAG